Messenger RNA from Halteromyces radiatus, 2417 nucleotides. RefSeq lists its product as uncharacterized. Gene Ontology annotation, biological process: cytoskeleton organization; cell surface receptor signaling pathway. NCBI's taxonomy places the organism in Eukaryota, Fungi, Mucoromycota, Mucoromycetes, Mucorales, Cunninghamellaceae. Gene Ontology annotation, molecular function: protein binding. Bases 180 to 2309 code for a protein of 709 amino acids. The transcript is spliced from 5 exons. Gene Ontology annotation, cellular component: cytoplasm. The record is from RefSeq and is a predicted model, not a curated record.
GUUCUUCUACUAUUCUAUUGAUUAUACUUUUUUUUUAUCGUUUAUAUUACUAUUAAAGCACACUUUAAUAUUGAAUCCAGUUAUUUGUGUUUACUCUUACAUUUGUUUUUUUUUGUUUAGUUUGAAUUCUUUAUCAUCAUAUUUUUACAUUCAUUCUACCAGUUUCUCUGUACUUUACAAUGUCUUCCCCCUUCGAAAACAAUAGCAAUAACAAUAACAACAACAAUGUCUUUAGCUUUUCUUCACCUCAAGGUAUUCUACGUGAUCAUUUACGUAACUCUUUACUCGCCUAUCAGUCUCGAACUAUGCUUGGUCGAAACCGAUCUACUGGAAUCUUUGGACGACCUCGAUCUCGCCCUCGACCAAAAGACGUCAUGUCUUUACUGGAAACCUAUACUCAUGGUCCACCAUUUUACCCUUCUUAUUUGAACGACACUAUUUAUGCUCUAUUAGUGGAACAACAAUAUAACCAUUAUCGACAAAAGUAUGAUACUGUCAAUGCAAAAGCACCCAACCAUACAAAAAAUAACAGGAUACCAAUUAAAUCAAGUUCAGCAACAAACAGCAGUUUAUCUCAUACCACUACAAUGACUAAUUUACGACAGAAUCCAUCUACUUCAUUAUUAUCGUCUGCAGAUAUCGAUGAACCUGUUGAUAAGAUCAGAACAACGUAUGACUCAAGUUUAGCCAACGACAAGAAUCUAUCAGCGGAUCGCAACAAUCCUAUAUCACCUAAUUCCUUGGAGACUGGAUCUUGGAGGCGUGAUUCUUUCUUGAAUAGACUGGAGAUGCAAGAUCUUCGUUUACCCACUGCUUGGAGUUCGGCUGAUCGAGGGGAUUUUUUGGAUCUUGGUCAAGAUGACAUGGAAGUCAGUUACAAAGGAACUGGAAAAGAAGAAACUGAAACAUCUUCUGUACGAAGUAAUUACUCUGCCAAACCUCAAUGUGGAUUGUUUUAUUUUGAGGUACAAAUCUUAGCCGGUGACGAAGAUUCAGAUGGUCAUGUUGUUGUAGGAUUCUGUGGUGAAUAUAGUCGAUUGGAUCGUUUACCUGGCACGGAUGGGCAUUCAUGGGGAUAUCACGGUGAAAAUGGAUACUUAUAUGGAGGACCUACAGCAUCAACAAACAUACAUGGACAACAUCAUUCUACAAGCAGCAACACCAAAUACGGACCUUCUUUUGGCAUUGGCGAUACCAUUGGAUGCGGCAUUGAUUUUCGUGACAAUACAGCAUUUUACACCAGGAAUGGGGUACAUCUCGGCACGGCCUUUCGGGAUAUCAAGGGGAAGCUAUUCUAUCCUAUGAUUGGAUUCAAGACUCCAGGGGACAAAGUUAUUGCCAAUUUCGGACAGCUGCCUUGUUUUGCAUUCGACAUACAUCAAUACAGAAAGGAUGAAGCCAACCGUAUGUUACAACAAGUUUUAUCAUCAUCCUCAUUACCAUAUUCAAAUGAUACAGUAUCAAGUCAACAAGAAGAAGAGCCAGUGCUCAAGAAAAGAAUCACAUUGAUGGAUCAAUUGGUAGUGGAUUAUCUCAAUCAUGGAGGCUACAUUGAUACGUUUUUGACCAUGAAGAAAGAAAUGAAGAAGGAAAUCGAUACUCAAACAGAGCAAGAAGAAUAUAGUAGGGCAAAAAUACGACAUGAUAUUUGUAUGGCUCUGCGGCAUGGAGAAAUUGACAAAGUAUUCAGUCAAUGUCAACAACACUAUCCCAAAAUGUUAGAUCAUUAUCCAAAACUUUUAUUUCGGCUACGAUGUCAAAAGUUUAUUACCAUGGUAGAGUCUGUGAAUUCACAGCAACAACAACGCAAGUCACCGACGUCACAUACUGGCGACAAACGACGACGAAGUAUAGCAGAAAUAGAAGAGGACGACGAUGAUGACGAUUUAAUGUACCAUUGGCGCGAUUUACAAACAGUAAUGGACUUUGGACAAUUUUUACAAGAAAUCUAUGGAGCAACCAAUAAGGAUGUGACAUCAAAUAGGAUGAAGGAUAUGGAAGAUGAUGACAAGAAAGAAGAUGUCAUGAUGGAUCUGACAGGAAUCGAUGUGAAAUAUGAAUUGACAGCGACCUUUUCUAUUUUGGCAUAUAUUAACACAAGUGACUAUCCAAAUGCAUAUUUAAGUGGACCUAGAUGGAGAGACAAUAUUGCUUCAGACUUGAAUGCUGCCAUGCUUGCCACCGAAGGGGAUCAUCCGAUGUCAUCUUUAGAAACAUUAUAUCGACAAACCAAUGUAGCUAUUCAUGAACUUGUAUUGAAUGGUGAUGGUCAAGCGUCAUUAUUACCUUCUUUGGAUAAUAUACUAUAGUUUAUUUGAUUUUAUUUAAUUUUUUAUUUUGGAUAUUUGUUUAUGAUGAUUUGUAUGAUCUCCUUCAUUUUGAAAAUAAAAAAAAAAAUACACCAUUUUGAAAUCAAC